Diabrotica balteata is the source of this 1022-nucleotide messenger RNA. Lineage: Eukaryota; Metazoa; Arthropoda; Insecta; Coleoptera; Chrysomelidae. The record is from the annotation of a GenBank genome assembly.
ACGCGUUUAUAUGUGCCGAUCAAAACAAUACAAAAUAAAAAAUCGCUGUAGUUGACCAUUAACAUUUAGAAAUAAAGUUGACAUGUCUUCAGUGGCCAAAGUCAUUAGAAGCGUUGGACCCAAAUUGGUUCCAUUCUUCAAAACCGUAGCUAUAUAUUUCGUGAUAUUCAUUCCACAAGAUAAACCAUCCAUAUUCAGCGUUAUAUUAAAAUGUCUACCAAUAGUAAGCCUAAUGUUAUUCGUAAUACUCAAUGGGAUGAGCUUAGGAAAUGAAUAUAAGUAUUCCAGAAAAAUUCUUCUAGGAUUAAUAUUCUGUUGUAUAGGUGACGCUCUACUCGUAUGGAAUCAAUAUUUUGACUUAGGAAUGUUUGCGUUUAUGAUAGGCCACCUCCAGUAUAUUAUGGCUUUUGGAUUUAAACCAUUACAAAUUCCACUUGCUACAGUUUUGUAUACAUUAGGCACAAUGGUUGUAUUCUAUUUACUGCCUGAUCUCUACGGUGUGUUCUCAUUCGGUGUUCCUAUUUACAUUUUCAUAAUAACUACAAUGUUAUGGAGAGCAAUUGCAAGAGUACAAUUCUUUGAGGACUUGUGGACAUGGAGUAAGCUUUGUACAUGUGCUGGUGGAAUCUUAUUUGCACUAUCUGAUCUCCUUAUCGGCAUCGAUAGAUUCAAAUUUAAUAUUGAAUAUGCACAAGUAUUAGUUAUGUCAACGUAUUACGCAGGCCAAUUUGGAAUAGCUGUAAGUGUUGUCGAUGCCACGGCUCCUAUAAAUCUUGAAAAAAAUAAAAAGGCGUAAUGUGUGCAACCCCUUACUGGGAUAAUUAGCUCAAGAUUUAGGCCAAAUAUAUAAAAUAUAAUUUAAGUAAAAUGAAUAUUAGAAAAGUUGCAUCUACUAGUAAUUCAAUAUAUUAGAAAGUUAUUUGAUAAAUAAUGAUCAAACUGACUGUUGUCAAUUUUUAGUUUCAAUUAUAAUUCAUGUUUUGUACUGUUUUUAACAUAGCUACAAAAAUAGCCCAGUCUGG